Ectocarpus siliculosus is the source of this 2484-nucleotide messenger RNA. The record is from the annotation of a GenBank genome assembly. NCBI's taxonomy places the organism in Eukaryota, Phaeophyceae, Ectocarpales, Ectocarpaceae.
AUGAGUAGCACAAUGCCGACCAACUCAUUGAGCGGCGGCGGCGAACCUGACGACGAAAAGGCGGAAUCCGUGCCGGAUCCCGGCAUGCGCGCUGGUACCCAGAGUGUGAAGAAAAUGUCUUCGGAGGAGAGCCCUAAGAAGCCCAUCGCCGCCAGGACCGCGGCAGGCACCGACGACGAGGCCAAGGCUAGACGUAGGGCAAGCGACGCCGGACAAUCGGAGUCCAUGACGUUGGACCGAGAUGACUGGGAUGUCGGUAGCGGAAUUUUUGAAGGAGGCAGAGGGCGCAUUUCAUCCUCUCCCUUCAGAGCGGAGAACAGCGGAGUGCGUUCAAGCAUUGAUCAUAGCAAGCACUCAUGCUUAUCCCUCUGCGGAAGGCUUCCUGAGACUGCAAAUGACGAAGACGAAACACCUGGCAGAGGACGUCUGACCUCAGGAGCCCUCGCCAAAAUUGGCCCUGUGUCUCCCCCCAUUGGAUCCGUCGAGAGUCCCAGCGGAGCAGUGCCGGAUGAAAUCGGUCGGCACGCCACCUUUGGGAAAUUGGCGGACUCUUCUGGCAGUGCACCGGAGUUCCUACCGUCAGGAACAGUCCCCCCUCCGGUCACGAUGAGUCCCCUGGUCCCAGCGCGAUCGGGGCGACGUCCUCAGGUCAAGGAAGCUGUGAGGCGCGCAGCCAUCAGGCCCCUCAAGGAUGAGAAAAAAACUCAAGCCGAAACGGGCGGUCUCCCUCGCUCCAGGAUGGCGCCCGCUCGUAAGAACCUGUCCAACUGCAGGAACUGCGGAGCCGAUACCCGCAUGCCACCGCCGGAUACGACGAACGGGAGCCGCGCACAGUGCUGGUUGUGCGGUAAGGAAGUAACUUGUAGCCGCCAGACCCGACGGUGUCAGUCGGCGGCUUCCUCGUGUGUUUCGGCCAGCAGGUACGUCUCAGUCAAAUUAGUCUCCUCAUGCUCGGUAUCGGGGGUUGUGGUGUCGACACCCAAAACUAUUCAUGCGAACAUUAACAAGGAGUGGGAAGAGCUGGUACGCGAGUGUUCGAAGCUAGUGGGAGCCAGGUGUCGAAAUCAAUCCGCCGAACUGACCUCCUUCUUGGGAGUUUACUUCCUUUCCCAAGCCUCUCAGUCAUCCGUUUACUGGGACGAGGCGAAAGUGUUGGGAAACCCGGAAGGAAGGACGUUUGUUGCACUCAAGGAAUGGGGCGGGGUAUCAAGCGUAGAGGAGUUUCUCGUGAAGAACACUGUCUCAACAUUCUUAGAGACAGCCCUGUACAGUCCCAGGGAUGUGCGCGAAGCUGAGCUUGUUGCUGCUUCUUGGGGUUACAGCCGAGUUGCUAGGGUAACACAUUCGGAGCUGGUAGGUUUGAGUGCAGAACUGGUUUCUUCGGCGAUCGGCGAGGACGCAUCUUCGUCGUCCAGGCCGUGCCUAGUAGCUCUGGGCAACUUAUCGCGUCUGCUUAACACAGGUAGUGUCGCUUUGGUCUCGAGAUCUGCUGGCGACUGGGGAGAUCUCACAUGCCACGGUAACGGUCCAAAGGGUCACGAACUUCUUGCUGCCUUGUUGUUCAGGGUAAAGAAAGAGAUGGUUGGGUCGGCUACGGUUCUUGUAGUCACUGCGAUACCGAAUGGCGGAAGGCAGAAGGCUGGCGCUAUGCUGACGGCAGGUGUCUUCGACAAGCAAACCGUCACGGUAGGCGACAUCCAGCGAGUGGUAAAGGAUCUUACGCUGGUCGAGCACUGGGGACCGAUCGUGGAGGGAUCGCCGUCCUUAGCGACAAUUGCGAAUCUUGCGAAGGGUAGAGACACGAAGUGGAGGCCGGCUCGCCCUGGCUACCACGAGGCUGUCGCCAGCUGGGUCGUUGGGUCAAGCAUGUUGCGGAUGUUUGUAGGCUUCUUCUGCUUGUCGGGAACAGCUCUGUAUGCGUAUGCGUACGACAAAGGAACGUCUCACACACUAGCGGCCCUCCUCCUCUUGGACUUGCUAAAGAAAGACCUCGGGGUCCCGCUAUGGGUGUACGCAACCGGCGACGACGUUCGACUUUCGAGGGCACUGGCAGCCGCUCCUGGCUGCCACUGGCUAAUGGUGGUCAGCAUGGGAUCCGUAGAAGUAGUGUAUUCAGCAGCCUUCGAAUACGCGGGGCUUUUUGCAGUAGCCGUGUCGUCAUUCUGGAGUUUCCUGCUCCUGCUGAACUUGAUCAAAGUUGUCGCCCUGGAUGGAGCUUGCAGGCGUUCAGGUGUGUCCCGCCGAAAUAUUCGGCAGAGAGAUCACGGACUCUGGAAGAAAGUGUUCGGAAAAGGAAUUUACACGGCGAAAUCUCUCUUCGUCGACGCAUGUUGCGGAGAUGGCAGGCUACUCUCGGUGUCUUGGUUGAAGUUUGCUGAAGGGGACCUUUGGUUGACAAGAAACACCGUCAUUGGGCACACGGAGAGGUGGCCGCCGCCGGUUGCCGUUCGUAAGGCGCAGGUAGUCGGAACAAGCAGCGACUAA